AAAUCCAGUUUUUCCCUUUUUUAAAAAAAUAAAUUGAUGCCUUUUACAGCAUUUGGUUUCUCUCUCUGUCUCCUCUUCCGCUAAAGUCCCAAAACGCCAGUUGGUCCUAAUCCUAUAACCCAACAGUCAGUAUAUGGUUCAAGCAUAAAGGGAUGUCAGGUUGAGCGAGAGAGAGAUUGAGUACAUGUUUCUCUUGUUAGGUUCGAGUUUUGACUUUAUCAUGCUGCUGGUCCUGCAAAGAGAGAAAAAAGUUGAGGUGGACGGUGGCGCUGCUGCAUCCUCCUCCUGCAGUCCUGCGGCUGUCAUUCUCCGGCCGGUGGCCGAAGAUUUCUCAAUUAUUACAUGGAUCAGUGUACUUCAGCUUUAUUUAUCAAAUCCAUUUCGAGCCUUUUUGUUGUUUUUCUCCCUAAACUAAACUAUAUAUAUAUACAUAUAUGUAUGCUUAAUUAUAUAUAAUUUGUAUCUGUUGGAUUAUGUAUCUAUUAAACCCAAAAUUGCAAAUCACUUUCUGUAGUAUUGAUGACUAAUUAGUGAUUAAAAGGGUAAAUUUAGA
Molecule: messenger RNA, 553 nt
Organism: Rubroshorea leprosula
Lineage: Eukaryota; Viridiplantae; Streptophyta; Magnoliopsida; Malvales; Dipterocarpaceae
Source: the annotation of a GenBank genome assembly